This is a messenger RNA of Drosophila rhopaloa, 2024 nucleotides long. Its product is annotated as acetyl-coenzyme A transporter 1. NCBI's taxonomy places the organism in Eukaryota, Metazoa, Arthropoda, Insecta, Diptera, Drosophilidae. Gene Ontology annotation, cellular component: membrane. The coding region runs from base 251 to 1828 and encodes 525 amino acids. The transcript is spliced from 3 exons. Gene Ontology annotation, molecular function: acetyl-CoA transmembrane transporter activity. The record is from RefSeq and is a predicted model, not a curated record.
UGCAUGUGUAGUUGCCAUAAAACAUAUUGGAACGUCAACAAACAUAUGCCACGAAAGAAAAUAUUCCGAUUUGACGAAAUAUGAAAAUAUUUAAAAAGUGCUGGCAGAGAUUUUAAACCCUUUUGACCAGAUAUAGAGAAAAAAUACAGGCAACAACAGGAAAGUCUCUGAAAUAUUCAAAAUAGCUUAACACUUGAGUGACGUGGACCUGGGACAUUUGUUGUUAUUCGUUGUUGAUUAGAAGAACAGCAUGUCCGCUAUAAGGAGGAAGGCAACGGGCAGCAAUGCCGACCAGGAGUUCCUCAUCGAUGAGCACCCCAAGGAUGAAAAGGAGAGGGAGCACCAGAAACCAGAUAUUCGUGGGGAUCGGCGGAAUAUAGCUAUACUGCUGUUUCUGUAUGUGCUACAGGGAAUACCUAUUGGCCUUAUAGCAGCCAUUCCCAUGCUGCUGCAGAACCGAGGAGCCAGCUACAGGCAGCAGGCGGAGUUCUCAUUUGCCUACUGGCCGUUUAGCCUAAAGCUACUGUGGGCCCCCAUUGUGGAUUCUCUGUAUGUCCGGCGGUUUGGGCGCCGGAAAUCCUGGCUAGUGCCGGUGCAGUAUCUCCUGGGCGCCUUCAUGCUGCUCUUGUCCCUCCACGUUGACCAGUGGCUGGGCGGGAACGGUGUUGAUCCGAAUGUACCUCUGCUGACACUGCUUUUCUUCCUCCUCAACUUCCUGGCCGCCACCCAGGACAUCGCCGUGGAUGGCUGGGCCUUGACCAUGCUGAAACGAUGCAAUGUCGGCUAUGCCUCCACUUGCAAUAGUGUGGGACAAACCGCUGGCUAUUUCCUUGGCUAUGUGGUGUUCAUCGCCCUGGAGUCGAAAGAUUUCUGCAACACCUAUCUGAGGGAUUUGCCGCUAGAGGAGGGCAUGAUUACGCUGCCCCGCUUCCUUUGGUUCUGGGGCAUCACUUUUGUGGUAGCCACCACUCUGGUGGCCAUUUUUAAGAAGGAAAACGAUAUUGAAGACGCACAUAUGGACGCACGCUACACGGAGGAGCACGAGCUGAACAUCCACGAGAGCUACAAGAUCCUGUGGGACAUGGUUCGCAUGCGUCCGGUGCAGAUCCUGGCUGUAAUCUUGCUCACUGUAAAAGUAACCUUUGCCGCUUCGGAUGCAGUGACCAGCUUGAAGUUAAUUGACGCAGGUGUGCCCAAGGAUAAGCUGGCUUUGCUGGCCAUACCCCUCAUUCCGCUGCAGCUCAUCCUUCCGCUGGCGGUGGGUCGCUAUACGAACGGACCACGUCCCAUGGACGUUUAUUUGAAAGCCAUUCCCUACCGCAUAAUCAUGGCCACAGUGGCCACUGGAAUAGCCUACGUCACUCCGUAUAUCAUCCGAGGAGGCGAGGUGCCUGUUUAUUACUAUGUCUUGCUUGUCUCCAGCUAUGCCAUCUACCAAGUAUUCCUUUACUCCAUGUUCGUGGCCGCCAUGGCCUUCUUCGCCAAGAUCUCCGACCCCGCGGUUGGUGGCACCUACAUGACAUUCCUCAACACGCUGUGCAAUCUGGGCGGUAACUGGCCCAACACCGUGGUGUUGUGGCUGGUGGACGUGCUUACUUGGAAGCAGUGCUCCAAUAAUGCCAGCAACACCUGCCAGGGCAAGGAAGAGCAACAGAGCUGUGAAGGGUCGUACGGCAAGUGCGAGAUUACCUAUGACGGCUACUACUUGGAGUCCGGCAUCUGUGUAUUGUACGGCAUUGUGUGGCUGCUCCUGGUGCGGAAGUGGAUCGUCUAUCUGCAGGACCUGCCCGUGCGAUCCUGGCUGGUGGUCAAGCAGAAGGCGCGGUAGCAAUCAAUAGUGUGAUCCGGGGCCAGAUUCCCAUUCAGAUCUAGCACCGACCAGUAGGUACAAGCAACUAAUUCUAGGAAUAGGAGACGUUUGCAUUCUGUAGGCUAGAGCAAUUGAAAAUUCCCGCCUUUGUAUUGUUUUUCUAUAAUUCAAAUUAAUUCCACAGGAAAUAAAAUCAAAUGUUGAAUUGAGCGAA